AAAGUAGUAGCAAAACACCUUGUUUACAUCUUAACUUACAAGUAAACAGAUCAUUUCGAUUUUUUUUUCUUUUCUAGUAUAUUAUUAUUAUUUCACUGAGAACUUUUACAAAUAUUGGGUAGUAAGGCUGGCAGUUAUCUUAAGUACUGGUACAGAAUGUUGGAAUGAAUUGUAAUUAUUGCCUUGUGUAUGGUCACUAGCGUGACCAGGUCAAUAAACUGUUUUCUUGGAUGUUUUUAUGCUACACGUAGUAUGCAGUGCGGAAUGGCCGGAGGAAAACCAAGGUUGUAAGUGGCAUUGUGAACAGAGUUCAAAUUAAUUCAGACCUGUUUAUGUUAAUGCCUCGUACAAAAGAAAUAAAUAUAAAUAAUAAUAACUAUUGUAAUAAGAAUGGAAACCCAUGGUCACUGUCUUUUGGAACUGCAUAUUUCAUGUAUGCAUGAGUUUAGACGGCCGCUUGCUGGAAUUGAUCUGUGUUGUCGGAACCAUCAACAAAGUAAAAUAAAGUGCCUGGAUUAUCAUUGAAAGGUGAUUGGUUUACCUCUACCAGUGUGAUGAUGGAUUAUAAAACUCCAGACUGAAUUGUGUGGGAAGAUCUUAACUGUAAUUGUUCUUCCAUUUUACAGUUCAGAUAAUGGAAUUGUGCUGACCAGGCCUCUAGGAGGUCCAAGCGGCGUCGGCCUUUACGCGAUUGGCUCAAAGGUUUCUCAUCGUCACAGCGAUGUCCGCGGGCUGCUGUACCCGGAGUGAUGCCGUCCACACUGACGUUGUCGUUGUUGGCAAUGGGCCAUCAGCUAUAAGUCUGUCAUUCUUCCUGUCUGGAAACCGGCCUUACUACAACGGCCACCCGCACUCCCACGACUACAUCGUCAACAAGCUGCAGAACGCGAAGGGUCAAUCUCUGGUGGAUCAGGACUUGAUGUUUCUGUCGGAGGGGCUAGAAGGGAGGUCUCCCAACCCUGUUGCCUUGCUGUUCGACGCCCUCUGCCAUCCAGAUGCUGACCAAGGGGGAGACAGUCCAUCUCUGUUGACGUGGAAAAAGGAACCUCACCAUCACAUCCCCCAUGUGGUACUGGGCAAGACCAGACCGGGGGGGUCAUGGCAGAAGAUGGACGGAACGAUGCAGACAAUCAGUCAGAACACAUGGAUGGAAUUACCCACAGUGCCUUUCAGAGAGUGGCUCAACAAGAAACAAAGAUCUGCAGGUCUGAGUUUGACCCGUGCGACUGUUGCCGACGUGAAGGACUACUAUUCUGAGUUUGUGAAGGAGAAAGGUUUGUCGGAGAACUUCCGUGACUUCCACACGGUGACGUCCAUCCGGAAGGUGUUCCAGGUGAAGAACCACGCGGACAGCGAGAGUGGGGAGAUCGAGCCGUGCUGUGUCAACUUCAAACAGAAACACGGCUUCCUGUGGGAGGUGCGCGGCUACAGCAUCAACACCACCAACAACAACAUCAUCAUCGACGAUGUCGAGAAUCCGUCCGAAACGGGCCAGCCUCACCGCGAAGACUUCUGCUACAUUUCCACGAACGUCGUGUUAGCGACAGGGACGUACGACAUUCCCAACAAGCUGAGCAUCCCCGGGGAGACGCUGCCAUGUGUGGUCCACUCAUACGCCGACUACGAGCGGAUGGUCCAGCGGGGAGACUUCUCGAGCGCCUGUGACCCCGUCGUGGUGAUCGGCGCGGGGCUGAGCGCGGCCGACGCGGUGCUGAUGUCGGUUGCUGCGGAGAUCCCCGUCCUACACGUGAUCCGGCGCAACGCCACUGACCCCAAUCUGAUCUACAACAAACUGCCGCGGUCCGUGUACCCCGAGUACCACCACAUCCUGUCGCUGAUCAAAGGCGAGGCGGAGUGUGAGUUCUACAGACCGUGCCCCAGGCAGCAGGUCGUCGAGAUCAAGGAGGACGGGAAGGUUCUGAUGCGCGCGGUCGACGGGGACAUCAUCACAACCAUCGAUACCUCGCUCGUCGUCGUCCUCAUAGGGUCGCGGUCCGACCUCUCCUUUCUGCCAAACGAUGGACGCAACCUUGGCAUAGUGCCGAAGUACCCAAUCGACAGUACGCACAAUCCCAUUGACGUGGACCCGUUGUCGUAUCAGUCAGUUCACGAACCUAACCUGUUUGCUGUAGGACCUCUCGUGGCCGAUAAUUUUGUGAGAUUCGGUAUCGGAGGCGCGUUGGGUGUCACAAGCUACCUCCAUAAACGGAAGAGCACUUGAAACCUUUUUCUUUUUUUAUAAUGUUGUAUUUUUUGCAUUUGUAAAUAUUUUUCACAUUUAUAAUUUAUUUGUAUUUACGUUUAGUUUCAGGUUUUAUCUGUCAUGAUACAAAUCUCCAACUACGAAAUGGAGUUGACUUUUUGAAACUAUUACAAAUAUGAAUUGGAGUUGACUUUUUGUAACCAUUUCUUGUAAUAAAUUUUCCAAAAUGUGUCAUAAUUUGAACAAGAAAAAGCCAAAACAUGAUUCUUAAUAAAUUGGUCAAAAAGUGAAUUUGCAAAUUAGCUUGUUGACCAAUUGUAUUUGACUAAACUGUAUAUUUCAAAACUAAAUUUCAUUAUUUGCCUAAGAAAACAAACCAGUUAAACAAAACUGAUUUUAACUGCAGAAAUUGAAAAAACAAAGAAUAAUGAUUCAAAGCCAGAAAGUGCUAGUUUCAGCCAGUGGUAUCAGUUUGGUCAUAUCAUUUAAGUGUAUAUAUUUUUUCUUCUUGUAGAUACCAAAUGCUGUGGUUAUACGGCACUGGGUCUAAAUACUGCUAAAGUACACAAGUUUGAAUCAUCGUUUUACUUUUAAAUUUAUUAGUCCCCUAAUUGUCCAACCGUGAGGGGACUAUAUGUUUUGUCCCGGUCCAACCAUCUGUCUGUCCUUCUCUUCAACAGUUUCUGGAUGUUUAUUUUUAUUUUAUAUAUACAAUGUUUCUAGAUAUUGAACUAAAACAUUUUGUAUAUAUACCUUUAUCACGUACAGUUACGGAUCACAAGAUUGACGUUCAUGGCAAUUGACCCAUUUUUGACAGAGUUACAGCCAGAUCACGUUUGACUUUCAGGGGAAAUGUAUUCAAGGGACAUAACUUUGUCAGCAAACUUAAUUUAUCCAUGUAUAACACAGUUAUGUCCCUUUAGACAUAUUUGUGACUUGGUAGGGGACACGUAUUGUUUUAACAGUACUGUCAGAAUGCUUGUUUGCAAUAAACCGUGUUCUGGACAGGUCAAAAGGUAGACUCUUUUAUGAAAUGGCUCAGUUGUAAUGAUUAAAAAAUACAGUAGAAUCGUAUUGGCUUGAACACUGUUUCCUUGGCACAUUGUGUUAAAUUUAGAAUAUCAGUGUGUGUUUUUUAGACCUGAUUAAUGGAGUCCCUGGCUGACGAUGACAUGUUGUCUUAUGGUACAGCUUUAACAAGGGAAGCAAUCUUGGGCAUGUGUUAUUCAUGUGUAUUGAGUAAAGUGACUGGAAAAACAAUUCUGAAGGCUG
Molecule: messenger RNA, 3475 nt
Organism: Gigantopelta aegis
Lineage: Eukaryota; Metazoa; Mollusca; Gastropoda; Neomphalida; Peltospiridae
Product: oxidative stress-induced growth inhibitor 1-like
Exons: 7
Coding region: 722-2221 (499 amino acids)
Source: RefSeq, a predicted model, not a curated record